AUGUCAGAAGCUCAGCUCUGUGAAACCAUUUCUGGUUGUCUCUCUGAAGCGCUUUCAGACUCCCAUGAAGUGAGGCAGAGAGCGCUCCAAACGCUGGAUUCCAUCACCAAGGUUAGCCCUCAGAACAGGAACUUGCUUGCACAAACAGAUGCUGCCAUCCCUGCCCUUCUCAACCUCUCCAAAUCUUCAUCUUCCACCAUUGAAACUCUCUCACUCUCCAUCCUCUUCAACCUCUCUCUAAACCCUGAUCUUAAGCGCUCUCUUGCAGAUAUGGAAACCAUCUCUUACCUCAAUUCCAUGAUUUUCUCAUCAACUUCUCCAGAAUCCAUCAGAUUGGCUUCCUCUUUGGUUUGCAGUUUGGCAAUGCUUGAUAAGAACAAGGCCAAGUUUGGUGUUGCAGGUACCAUCCAGUUGCUGGUCAAGGCAGUUGCCGGACCCCGUGGCCCAGCUGCCCAUCACCUCCUAAGUUCUCUGGCGGAGCUCGUCCAGUUCCACGGGAACUGCACCGUAGCUGUUCGUUCAGGAGCUGUUCAAGUGCUCAUCCAUAUAGUGGAGAGCACCGACGGCGAGGAUCUCACCGGAACUUCUCUCGCCAUUCUCGGUCUCCUUGCUAGAUUCGACGAGGGGUUGAACGCUUUGAGAAAAACUGACGGAAUCGUGAGUGUUAUGGUUAACGUGUUGAAAGGGAGGUGCAUGUUGAGUAAGGAGGGGGCGGCUGAAAUCCUUCUUCGCCUUUUUGAUGAAAGCGAGGGAUGCGUGAGAGAUGCUUCGAGAGUGCCGGACUUGUCGUCUGUUCUGGCAGAUGUUUCUGUGAGAGGAUCUGCAAAAGCUCGACAGAAGGCUGCUUUGCUAAUGGAAAAAAUGAUGGAGGCCAGCUUGGAUUCUUAUGAGUUUCAGUAG
This is a messenger RNA of Alnus glutinosa, 900 nucleotides long. Its product is annotated as U-box domain-containing protein 4-like. Gene Ontology annotation, cellular component: nucleus; cytoplasm. Lineage: Eukaryota; Viridiplantae; Streptophyta; Magnoliopsida; Fagales; Betulaceae. The record is from RefSeq and is a predicted model, not a curated record. The transcript is spliced from 2 exons. Bases 1 to 900 code for a protein of 299 amino acids.